AUGGGAUCGCCGCCCAAGUCGCCGAGCACGUUGGGCUCCGCGGCCGAAGUGCCGACGAUGCAGGUCCUGAACACGCACGACACGCCUGCCAUCCGCAUGGCCACGGCGGCUCCACGCCCCGACAUGUCGCGGAGGGACCACAUCGCCCACGAAAUCCUGGAGUCGGAGCGGUACUACGUGCGCAACCUGGGCGUCAUUGUCGACACCUUCCUUCGACCGCUAUUGGAGGGCAAGAGAAGGUCGACGAGUCCGACCACGAGAGCGCGCCGCCACCCGAAGCCGAUGCGGCAGCGACCGGCGGCAAAAAUACGAAUAAUAAGCUGCAAAAUGCGCAUGAUGCCCCGGCGCAAGGAUUCGACGAGCAGAUCGGAGGGGGUCAUCACCGAGGGGGAGAUCAACGUCAUCUUCUCCAACAUCGUCGAGAUUCUCAACCUCAACCAGAUCCUCCUCCAGGACCUGGAGGAACGAAUGAAAACGUGGAACGACAAGACCACCCUCAUCGGCGACGUGCUGUGCAAAUUCGUGCCCUACCUGAAGUCCUACAUCGUCUACGCCCGCAUGAAUGAGAAGGCUCAAGAGCUGCUCAUGACUGUGGAGACCAAGCCGGCCUACUGCGAGUUUGUAAAGAGCUGGGAGAAGCUCUCUGAUCUGCUGCUGGGUGGCGGCUGGUGGUGUUUGGAAGUGUGGGAGUUCGAGUCGCGGGGGUCGGAUGAUGAUGAUGAUGAUGAUGAUGAUGAUGAUGAUGACGUGUUGGUGCAGCAGGGAGGCGGGUUGCGUGCGUAUCUCAUCCUCCCGAUCCAGCGGAUUCCCCGCUACGAGCUGUUCAUCAAGGAUCUGGUGAAGAGCACGGACCCCUCCCAUCCCGAUUACAACAACUUGAGCAAGGCCUACGACGGCACGUUCACCUCUCGACCCCCUUUCGCCCUCUACCUUUUGCUUCUUUCUGCUGCUGCUGCUGGAGUGUGGGGAGCUGAGUUUGGGUUGGGGGAGGUGAAGGAGGUCAACCACAAGAUCAACGAAUCCAUCAGGGAAGCCGAGAACCGCCUCAAGCUGCUCGAGAUCUCCCGCUCCUUCAUGGACAACCCCGUGUGGGGACCCACCGUGCCCACCCUGGUGGAGCCCCACCGGGUGUUUGUGAAGGAGGGCGCCCUUACCAAGAUCUGCCGCAGCAAGCACGUGCUGCGGUGGGUGGUGCUGUUCAACGACAUUCUGCUCUACGCCUCUGACUUUUCUAUCGGCCUCACGAGGAAGCUCCAGUUCCACAAAAUGUUCCACCUUGAAUCGCUCCGGGUGGACGACGUUCCCGACAAAGAGACGGCGCACAAGUCGCUCAAGAACGCGUUCCAGAUCGUGUCGCCCAACAAGUCGUUUGUGCUCUACGCGGCUUCCCCCGAACUCAAGGAGGAGUGGGUCAGCACCCUCAGGAAUGCGAUCAAGGCAUGGCAGACAAAGCGUGCCACCCUCGCCACCAGCAAAAACGACGCCGCCUACGCCAUCACCGAGGCACCCGUCUGGAUUCCCGACGACGAGGUGGCGUCGUGCAUGCUUUGUGCCUCCGGCUUCACGCUCACCAAGCGAAGACAUCACUGCCGAUCCUGCGGCAAGGUCAUCUGCGGCGAUUGCUCGCGGAAGAAGCUCCUUCUCCUCAAUGUAGAUAAGAGGGAAGAGAAGAAGGAUGCGGAGGGUGCCUCCAGGCCAGCUGCGACAACGACAGCGACAACGACGACGCCCGAUCAGAAGACCUCGCCCAGAGGCGUGGAGUAUCUGGCCCUCUACGACUUCAAAGCCGAAAGCGAAAGAGAGUUGAGCUUGAAGGUGGGCGAGCGCCUCUGGGUCGUGGAAGAAGAGAUGGAUGGCUGGUUCGAGGCCAAGGCCUUUGAUGGCAGAAUUGGGUUCGUACCUUCCACGUAUGUGCGCAAGGUUUGA
Acanthamoeba castellanii str. Neff is the source of this 1926-nucleotide messenger RNA. RefSeq names its product FYVE zinc finger domain containing protein. Gene Ontology annotation, molecular function: protein binding; guanyl-nucleotide exchange factor activity; metal ion binding. The coding region runs from base 1 to 1926 and encodes 641 amino acids. NCBI's taxonomy places the organism in Eukaryota, Discosea, Longamoebia, Acanthamoebidae. The record is from RefSeq and is a predicted model, not a curated record. The transcript has 22 exons. Gene Ontology annotation, biological process: intracellular signal transduction.